UGCAGCAGGUGAAAAUCCGGGGGCGCAUUUAUGGCCUCCGGCGUCCUCCUCGGCUUAUAAAUCCUUCUCGGUACCCCCAUUGAUUGCCCAACGUCACUCCCAUCUCUGUGUCGCCAGCCGGAGUUUGAUAUCCAUCGAUCCAUCUAGUCCACGGCCAGAGGUGAGCCGUGAGCGCGUAGACCGGCCAUUCGCGUGUGGUCGUCGGGGAGCCGGAGGCCAUGGGGAGGACUCCGUGCUGCGACAUCAAGGGGCUGAAGAAAGGGCCGUGGACGCCGGAGGAGGACAAGCUCCUCCUGGACUACGUCCAGGCCAGCGGCCCCGGCAACUGGCGCAUGCUCCCCAAACUCGCCGGGCUGAACCGGUGCGGCAAGAGCUGCCGGCUGCGGUGGACGAAUUACCUCCGGCCGGACAUCAAGCGCGGGCCCUUCACGCCCGAGGAGCACAAGUCCAUUCUCCAGCUCCACGCUGUCGUCGGCAACAAGUGGUCCAUGAUCGCGGCGCAGCUGCCGGGCCGGACGGACAACGAGAUCAAGAACUACUGGAACACCAACCUCAAGAAGCAGCUCCGCCAGGCGGCGCUCGCCGGCGAGCACCCCGCCCUGGCCGCCAUCACCACCACCGCCGACAGCCCUGCAGGCACUGCCGCUACUAUCUCCAGCAGCCCCGCCGCGCGCCACGCGGCCCAGUGGGAGACGGCCCGCCUGGAAGCCGAGGCGCGCCUCUCCCUCCUCUCCACCUCCGGCGCCGCAGCCGCGACCGCGACCACCUCGUCGUCCUCGUCCACCGUGGCCGCCGCCGACGCCGAGCACUCGGCGCCCGACAUCUUCCUGCGCCUCUGGAACUCCGAGGUCGGGGAUAUCUUCCGCAGCAGCAGCUCGACCGCGGCCGUGGCGCGCGAAGAGGACGCGGGGGUGCUACUACAGCGGCAGGAAGGAGUGCUGCUGCCGAUGGAGCCCAAGCCGGCGGAGGACUCGUCGGCGACGUCCAACGUGACCACGGCUGCCUACGGCUUGACGGCGGAUGAGUACCAGGUGUUCCUGGACAUGGCGGCCGAGGAUCUCGGCGGCUUCUUCCACGGCGGCGGCUUCUCGCAGAUCUACCAGUCGCCGUCCCUGUUCGCCGAGUUCCAGUAAAAGAAAAAAAAAAAGC
This is a messenger RNA of Brachypodium distachyon (stiff brome), 1149 nucleotides long. Its product is annotated as transcription factor MYB41. The transcript has 3 exons. NCBI's taxonomy places the organism in Eukaryota, Viridiplantae, Streptophyta, Magnoliopsida, Poales, Poaceae. The record is from RefSeq and is a predicted model, not a curated record. The coding region runs from base 219 to 1133 and encodes 304 amino acids.